UAUGAAAGGAGCAAACCCGGCACAAACUAGCCCGCUUCCCUUCCCUGUGCGCCACUAACGCACUCUGCCCCGUCCCGUUCCAUCCCAUCCCGUCCCUUUCCCAGCAGGCAGUGCGGCGGGAUGACGUCACCCUCUCGCUAGAUGAGACUGGCCGGGGCUGAAGCAGCCGCUCUGCGCGUCAGGGAGCCGAACGAUAACGGCGCUGGGGGACUUUUAAAGUCAGACAGAGGGGGGUUCCAUGAAAGCCAACUAUCCCUCCUGUCUCUAUUGAGUUCCCCUUGCUCUAGAACCCCCUUCCCCCCCCCCCAACUCUGUGGCAAUGCAGAGCGACAUGGAGUUGCUGGCGGAGAGAAUAGUCAAUCAUGCCAUGGCAAUCAUCCAUUUAAUUACUGGGGAGAGCGAUAGUGCUGACACGUCGUGCCCAUCUUUAUCCAAGGACGGCAGGAGGGAUGACACGCUGCUCAUAGACAGAAUCAUUGCACACGCUACCCACAUCAUCCAGCUAAUGGCCAGUAAGGUUUCAGCAUCCUCUGAUGAAAUCAAACUCAGAUUUUCAGCUGAGAUGUUAGAAGAUCAGACGGAACCGACUAUAGAAAUUUUAGAUGAUUGUAAUAAUCAGGAGGCAGAGGACAAAGAAGACAUAAAGGAGCAUGUGAAUGGUCAGCAUCUGAAGAGUCCAGUGGAAUCCUUCACAGGUGGAACCGAAGAAAGAAAUAAUGUACAGUCAACUCUUUAUUUACCAAACUGGAAAAUAAAAAUAAAUAGACUUACUCCAGCGUGUCGUAGUAAAAAACUGUGGAAUACACCUAAGUCCAGACGGAAACCAGUGCGACUGUCGCUAAGCCCGACAGUGGAACCAUCUAUAUAUUGCAGCCAAAAUCCUCUGGAUUCUCAGCGGGAUGAAUUGAGUGGGUCACCUGCCUUUUUGAAUCAGAAUAUAAAACUAGAGACGAACUUGGUGAACAUUCGUAAUGGGCUGCACACAAAGAAGUAUAAGAACAGGCAAUUUAGUACUGUCAAAGAAGAAUUAGUGGAAGGAAAUAAUAUUGAGCAGAUUCAAGACACGUAUUUAAGGCAUAUGAAAGGUUUUGUUGACGGUUUAACCUUUGACAGCAACCAGUCAAAGCAGUUAGAUGACCGGCCAUUGGGAAUGUCUGAUGGGGAAAGUUUUAGUAGAAUUUCUCAACUAUCUAGAAAAAGUCCAGGAAAAUCAUCGUCAACCUCUUUGCAUAAGAAAGCCUUAGACUUGAUGAGACCACAAGAAAUCCUCCAUGAAGAGGUUCCUUAUGCUGUUACUGAAAGCGGAAAGAGUUUUGUCAUCAGUUCAGAUCUUGUCAAGGUUCAGAUAUCCCAUAGCGGAGAGAAGUCCCAUAUUUGCAGUGAGUGUGGGAGUGGCUUUGUGAGUAGCUCAAGUCUUCUUAAACAUCAGAUAAUCCACACAGGAGAGAAGCCAUACACAUGCAAAGACUGCGGCAAAAGCUUCAGCUUCAACUCCAGCCUUAUCAGGCACCAGCGGGUUCACACAGGAGAAAAACCGUAUGUUUGUAAGGAGUGCGGCAAGAGUUUCAGCAUAAGCACCACUUUGGUUAGACACCAGAGAGUCCAUACAGGAGAGAGGCCAUAUGCCUGCCGGGACUGUGGGAAAAGGUUCACUUGUAACUCCCACCUGGUUAUACACCAGAGACUCCAUACAGGAGAGAGACCUUACACUUGCGUGGAAUGUGGGAACUGUUUCAGCAAUGGUUCCGAUCUUGUUAAGCAUCAGAGGACGCACACUGGCGAGAGGCCUUAUUCUUGUAGUGAGUGCGGCAAGUGCUUCAGUAUUAUCUCAAACCUCAUAACGCAUCAGAAGGGGCACAGCGGGAAAGGCCCAUGUAAAAAGAGUCGCAUUAAAAGUGAUCAUUAACAGCAGCAA
Messenger RNA from Xenopus tropicalis (tropical clawed frog), 1915 nucleotides. Its product is annotated as zinc finger protein 3. The record is from RefSeq and is a predicted model, not a curated record. Bases 320 to 1906 code for a protein of 528 amino acids. The transcript is spliced from 5 exons. Gene Ontology annotation, cellular component: nucleus. Lineage: Eukaryota; Metazoa; Chordata; Amphibia; Anura; Pipidae.